Molecule: messenger RNA, 1479 nt
Organism: Mytilinidion resinicola
Lineage: Eukaryota; Fungi; Ascomycota; Dothideomycetes; Mytilinidiales; Mytilinidiaceae
Exons: 3
Coding region: 1-1479 (492 amino acids)
Molecular function (GO): acyltransferase activity
Source: RefSeq, a predicted model, not a curated record
AUGCCCUCGUUAGCUAGACUCGGCACCGCGCCCAACUGCCCCGAUGACCUUUGGUUUUGCUGCCAGUGCGAGUAUGGUCCGCAAGUCACUCAAGUCAAUACCUCUUGCCUUUCCUGUGGACACAUUGGCUGCUCGUCUUGUAUGUGCGAUGUCUGCGGAAAAUUUCCCCCAGAAUCACCUACGACCGAUGCACCUCUGAAGAGCUCAUAUCACAAGGACUUCUCCUGUUAUAAUGCGCACUCUGGACCUGAUGAACAUGGGGUGCUAUACUCUGAGUCGGUUCCGUAUCCUAGAAACCCCUAUGCUCGCCUUGUAGCACCGCCACCAUACCGCAAGACAUAUCUCUCGCCAUGCCACAGUGUUCCGACGGCAGAACAGGCUUCGGAUCGUUCGCCAUACCACAAUGCUUUGAAGGCAGAAGAGGCUUCGGAGCGAAGCUACCAUGACAAAAUUGCUGUUGUCGGGAUGUCUGGUCGCGUCGCAGAUGAUCCUAGGCCCGAGGAGUUCUGGGACCUCCUCAAGAAAGGUAUGGAUUCACCGAUGACGCCGGCCUACCGAUUAGAUACAGAAGCCUGCUGUGAUCAUUCAGGCAAACGGAAGAAUGACAGCUGCGUUCCGUACGAAUGCGGUGUCGACUUCUACACUACUCGAAUACCUCCUCGUGAUGAGAACGUCGGCGCCGAACGAAGAAUGAUACAUAUAUCAUCUCUGAAUGCAUGGUCCUUGGGUUGUAUUCUUUCGGAACUUGGUGCUAGCAUAGUCAUGAGCGUCCACUAUGAAGCUGCUUCCACCCGAGGAGCUCAGGCAUGGCGACACCAAAACCGCGAUACGAGCUGCUUCCUCGAUCUGCUUCGAAAGUUUGGCUUGUUGUCAGACCAAAAACUGAAUUCCUCACUAUCCGCCCACCUCGGGGCUUCCUUCCUUACUAACAUCGGCCCCAAAACAUUUGUCUCUGCCAGCGGGAUAUACAUUCUUACACUCAUGGUGUACUGGCACCAACACAAGCAAGACAUUCACAAGCUAAAGUUUGCCGCCGGAGGCGUAGCCGCAGCCUUCGUGCUAGGAUUUGUUCUAGACGAACCUAUGAAAGGCAUUGUGGUGGACUACAUGCCUUGGUGCAUCUUAGUCGGGAUUUCACUGAGCUCAGUGUAUCAUUACGCUGCCAGGAAGAUGUCCGAAAACAGCGAAGACGUCGAAAAGGGCAAUAUCUUACUUGAAGUUGGACCCAACUGGCAGAUUGAUAGCGAGCAGAAGGUGGCACUGGGAAUGGACAGCCCAUGUUCUUGCUCGGACUGCUUCCACGAAGCUCCUUGUGGGUGGACUUCGUUCUCCUCGUCGAGAUACCGCCCUUGGCUUUGCUUGGUAGACAAGAUAGUGCCCUUUGGCAUGACUUUCGGUGGAUAUGAUCCAUAUGUCUUCGCUUUUGAUUGCGUCGCAGUACCCUGUCAGGAAACGAUGGAGCUCAUUCGCAUUUCUUGA